Molecule: messenger RNA, 2045 nt
Organism: Salvia miltiorrhiza (redroot sage)
Lineage: Eukaryota; Viridiplantae; Streptophyta; Magnoliopsida; Lamiales; Lamiaceae
Product: F-box protein At5g03100-like
Exons: 3
Coding region: 389-1801 (470 amino acids)
Molecular function (GO): protein binding
Source: RefSeq, a predicted model, not a curated record
CCUCAAACAAGUGAGAGAGAUAUACACAGACCCUUCAAAUUGUAUCCCCAAUUCUGAACCCGCCGCCACUCAUCGUCAGCCUCUCUCUCUCUCUCACCACCGCACCACCCCACCCCACCCCACACCGGCCGAAAUGAAUCCCCAACCAUUCAAUUCAUCUUCUCUAGAAUCUCUACUUUUCGCCGCCAUUGUCAACGCGCCACCCCAUCAGCUGAAAUAAAAGCAAAUCAAGUCGUCAAUUGAUUUUUUCAGAGCUCUUUCUCUAGCUCGGCUCAACGAGCCUUUUACAAGCCGAGCUCGAGCUCGUUUACAGCUCAAACUAGGGCUAUUUGCGGCUGCAGCAACCGAGGGAACGAAGCGUUCAUUUUGAGAGGUUUUGAUUUUGAAGAUGGAUCGACUCAGUGAGUUGCCCGACUCUGUUAUAUUUCACAUAUUUUGGUUCUUGCCUAUUUGGGAUGUUGUUAGGACAACAAUUCUAUCGAAGCGCUGGAAAAACCUUUGGACCAUUACUCCCUGUCUUAAUAUAACUAAGUAUCGUACUUAUGAUUCUGAUACUAGGAAAAAAAAAUUAGUCACUGUUCAUCGGGCUUUAUUACGCUGGGAUGGGGUAAAGGUUCUGAAAUUCAAGGUUAAAUUGUAUCAUGCGCUUUCAGCAUAUGGGGAUGCUGAUUUGUGGGUGCGGUUUGCCAAGAAACAUGAAGUCGAAGAAUUAUACUUGCAUUGGGUGGAUUUUGACAUACCAAGGAAUCGUGAUGAAGAUCACAAAGCACAUUGGGUGCCGCAGUAUCUGUACUCAUGCUCAUCGCUUAAAGUGUUAUCGAUCAAGAAUUGUUACUUUAGAAUUAAGGAGAAUGUGCAGUGGAGUCAACUCAAGAGUUUAACAAUCAAGAAUGGUUUUGGGGUCACUGAACAUGUGAUUGGUCAAAUGUUACGUGGUAGCCCUCAGUUGGAAGUCCUAAGCAUGUCUUUUGUAGAAAGAGGUGAAAGCAUGUCCAUCCGAUCUACUAGUUUGAAAGAGCUGUCGAUUGACAAGCAUGGUUUAGAUGAACAUGAUUUACCUAAUGAUGCAUCUCCUUAUACGACUGAGCUGAGAAUUUUGACACCAAAUCUUGAAACCUUAGAAAUUAAAGGAAUUCCAUAUAGCAGGUGUUUGUUGAUGAAUGUCUCAUCUUUAACCCAUGCAACUAUUGGGUAUUCUAAUCAUUGGAGUGAUGACACAUGUGUUGCCCACUUUCAUGAAGGUUUAUUUGGUCAAAUUCUUCCAAGCAUCCAACACGUUGAAAACGUCAAAUUACUUCCCUGCUGCAUCAAGGAACUUGGAGCUAUGAUAGAGGGAUGCAUGAAUUCAUCUUCUCCUAAUGUCAAGCUCUUACGGUUCAGAUGUCAUUGCUCUAAAUAUACAAGUAGAGUUGAGAUUUCCCCUCUAUUAAAGAAGUUAGUCAUUAAACUUGUAUUAUUGAUGGACAUAUUGGGCAAGUCCAACUUUAAUGACGUAUAUGCAAGCCAAGAUACACCGUGGGUAUCAGAUACUGAGAUCUACGACGAGUUGAAAGAAAAACUCCCUAUGUCCUUUGUGCUACAGUUGAGGACAGUUGAGGUUACUUUGGUUGAGGCUGACAACAUAUUUCCAUUUCUAGAGUUUCUGUUGAAAAAUGCGAGUAAACUAGAAAAGAUUGUGUUCCGAGUUAAAGAAAUCAAGCGACCUUCACGCCCAGUGAAUUGUUUGCUUCGUGCCGCACAGAAGCUGCUUAAAAUGCCAAGAUCCUCGCGAACUGCACAGUUCACUUUCAGUGAAUAUUGAUCUUACCAAGUUACCUCUUCAAUCAUAGAGGAAUGCAGCAUGGUUCGUGGUAACUGAUAGUCUUCUUAGAUGGGUAAUAUCUUCUUUUACAUAUUUUGUAAAUAGUUUGCAAUGACAGCAUUAUGCCCUGAGCUUGAUGAUAUCCUUUAACUUCGUCCAACUUCUUGUCAUAUUUCAAUUUUUCUUUCCUCUGUUUGUUUCGUUUUGGGGAUAAUAUUUGCUUAUUAAGUUCACUUUUGAAUUA